Maniola jurtina (meadow brown) is the source of this 2513-nucleotide messenger RNA. RefSeq lists its product as uncharacterized. The transcript has 2 exons. Bases 192 to 2216 code for a protein of 674 amino acids. Gene Ontology annotation, cellular component: nucleus. Gene Ontology annotation, molecular function: DNA binding. Lineage: Eukaryota; Metazoa; Arthropoda; Insecta; Lepidoptera; Nymphalidae. The record is from RefSeq and is a predicted model, not a curated record.
GGAGACCGAGGGGAUUUGAAACAAAGGUGAUUUGAAACAGUACCGAUUUCUCAGAAUGAGAAACCGUUAGCGAAUUGGCAACAUCGCUUUUCAAUCACUUCCCUCCGCCCGCUAACUCGUCAGUUCGCGUCAGUGGCGUAAGACGCGCGGUUGUGGAGUUCUGCGUGCCAUGUGACAAAAAUCGAGAAAAAAUGCCUACUGAUUAUAAAAGAAAGACUGACAGAGGUAUGGCGAGUCGCGAAAUAUAUGAUCUCGCAGCAGAAGAAGUAACUUUGCGACAGAAAAGUCUACGUGACGCGGCUUCAAGCUAUAACCUGAACCAUACUUCCCUCUACAGGUAUAUUAAGAAAAAAAAAGCUUAUGAAGCUAACCAAACGGCAACUUCUCCAACGGUUGGAUAUCCGGAAAAGACUGUUUUUACAGCUGCAGAGGAGAAGGUACUGUGUGAGUAUCUUUUAAACUGCGCUGCUGCUAACUUUGGCCUUAGAACUAAGGAAGCCAGAACUUUUGCCUAUAGGUUGGCUGUAGAAUAUAAUAAAAAAAUUCCUUCUUCUUGGACUAAGCACGAAAUGGCUGGAGAGGUUUGGCUUCGAUCUUUUAUGAAACGUCAUCCUGUUCUUUCUCUGAGACUACCUCAACCUACAAGUAUCGCUCGAGCUACGAGUUUUAAUAGAACAAACGUGGAACUUUUUUUUCAAAAUUAUACCGCAGUAGUUGACAAACACAAGUUGCAAGGGAAGGAUAUAUGGAACGUUGACGAAUCUGGCAUUACAACUGUUCAGAGACCAGACCGCGUCAUUGCCCGACGAGGACAGAAACAAGUGAGUGCCAUGACUUCCGCAGAGAGGGGAACAUUGGUUACUAUAGCACUAGCAGGGAAUGCUCUUGGGAAUCACAUACCCCCCAUGUUCAUCUUCCCGCGGAAACGAUUUAAUGACCAUUUUAUUCGCGAUGGACCUACUGGAUCAAUUGGCACUGCAAAUGGGUCAGGGUGGAUGCAAGAAGAAGACUUCUACACAUUUCUUAACUUUUUCAAAGACCAAAUAAGGCCAUCAAAAGAAAAUAAAGCACUAUUAUUAUUAGAUAACCACGCUUCACACACAGCCAUUAAAAACAUCGAGUUCUGCAAAGAAAAUGGCAUCAUUCUAUUGACGUUUCCACCUCACUGCACCCAUAAGUUGCAGCCGAUGGACAGAGCCGUUUUUGGUCCAGUGAAAAAGGCAGUUAACACUGCCUGCGACAAUUGGAUGCGGUCAAAUCCCGGAAAAGUAAUGUCCAUCUAUGAUAUUCCUGGCAUAGUUAAAACAUCGUUUGACAUAGCCGUCACGCCGCGCAAUAUAUCUUCCGGAUUCAUCCAUACUGGACUUUGGCCAGUUAACACUGAAAUAUUCCAAGAAACCGAUUACCUUCCGAGUCAAAUUACUGAUCGACCUUUGGCAACUUCCGUUAGUCCUGGUCCAUCUAGCUCUAGCUUAGUGGGAAUUUCAAGAAGUGAAGAACUCGCGCCAUGUCCUACUUCUGCCACAAGUGAGGAACGUCCCCUUAGAAACGAUAUAUUACAUGAUUCUCGUACACCAAGUCCAUCAAUCUUAAAUUUACCAGCUACUCCUCCUCAAAUCGGCUACGAAACAGAAGACGUACCCAAGUCUGCAGAAAACCCUAAUAAGAAUUCACCUGAACUGGCGAUAUCUGAAGUAAUGUUUAAUAGUAUCACGAUGCCUUCGACCACUGAAGAUAUAAUACCUGUAGCAUCUACAUCACGACAUACUUCAGUGACAGCAAUUCCUUUCUCACCUGAAACUCUUAGACCCUUGCCUAAAGCCCCACCAAGGAAAGGUAAUCAAACAAAUAGACGCAAAGUGAAAUCCGCUAUUUUAACAGACACUCCCGUAAAGGAUGAACUAGCUGCAAUCGAAGCAGCUAGAACUGCUAAGAAAAAGGUGAAAAGACCUAACUUUGAAGAAUCAAAAACAAGAAAGAAAUCAAAACCAGGCACUAAAACCAAAAAGAUCAAGACUGUCAAGAAGAGAGAACAAAAAGGAAGCGAAGACAGUGCAGAAGAAGAGGAAUCCUAUUGCCUUUGUUGCUUAGAGCCAUUUUCAAACAGCAGGGCCAAAGAAAAAUGGGUGCAGUGUCUAGAAUGCCACAACUGGGCUCAUGAAGCUUGCACUGGUGGGGAACUUUCUUAUGUUUGCCACAACUGCUUGUCAGAUUGAUGUUUUUUAUUUUAUUAAUAUUUCUAUGUUUGACAUUAAUUGUGAGAUUAUUAUAUAUAACUUAAAUAUUUAAAAGAAAUAUUGAUCAAGACUGAUUGUAAUACUUAAUUAAAGACUGAAAAUUAAUGAUUAUUUUAUAUCAACGAUUUAGAAAGUAAAACGUUUUGUUUAUCUGAUUUUAAUUAAUGUUACGAAAUGGAUGUCAUGGUACUUUUAACUAUUUUAGAAGUUGAUUAUUUGUCUUAGACCUGUAGUUACCUACUUAACUGGUAUAGCAGUGCAAAAUUAUUAAUAAAA